Molecule: messenger RNA, 1257 nt
Organism: Micromonas pusilla CCMP1545
Lineage: Eukaryota; Viridiplantae; Chlorophyta; Mamiellophyceae; Mamiellales; Mamiellaceae
Exons: 1
Coding region: 1-1257 (418 amino acids)
Biological process (GO): regulation of RNA splicing
Molecular function (GO): RNA binding; metal ion binding
Source: RefSeq, a predicted model, not a curated record
AUGGCCAAGGAAAAGAAGGAGAAGAAGGAGAAGAAGGAGAAGAAAGAGAAGCGCAAGGAGCCGGAGGAAUCGCCCGAGAAGGCGGACGACGCCGACGACGAGAAGAAGUCCGCGAAGAAGGCGAAGAAGGAGAAGAAGGAGAAGAAGGAGAAGGUGCGACCGACGCCCUCCCUCGACCACGAAUCUCGGCGCGCCGCGCGGUCCGCGUCGAGAUUCGCCGCGCGCUCGCGACGUUCUCGUCGCCGACCGCGCGUCUCGGAAUCGAUGAAUCCAUGUAAUCGAGGAUCGCCACACUGGCAGCCGCCGCCAGCCAGCCGCCUUUGUCGCGUCGCGCGCGGGGACCGCGCGUCCCCGCGCGCGAACGUCGCGCGCUCGAUCGCCGGUUUCGAUCCUCACGGGUCGUCGCGCAUCGUCGCGACGCGUCGCCGUCGGCGCCGGCGCGUCAUCGCGACGGAACGCGCGCGCGUCGCCCCGCCCCGAUCCCCCCGUCGUCCGUCGCGAUUCGUCGAUUCGAGUCGAGCGACGCGGCGUUCUGACGAUCCGAUCCUUUUUCCUCCUCCCCCUCCCUCUCCCCGUCUCUCUUCGCCGCAGGCCCCCUCCCCCGAACCCGAGGCCGGCGGCGGCUCCGACGACGACGACGACGACGGAUUCAAGGUCCACACAAAGUCCGCCGCGGACGCGGGGAACCCGCUCGCGAAGGAGUACGAGGACAUCACGCUCAACUGCCGCGACUGCAACGCGGAGUUCGCCUUCAGCGCGGGCGAGCAAGAGUUUUACCAGAGCAAAGGCUGGGAGAACCAGCCGACGCGGUGCACGGAGUGCAAGAACGCGAAGAAGGCGCGGUUCGGCGAGGGCCCGUCCGCCGGGCCGGUGUGCUACGCGUUCCAGAAGGGCGAGUGCACGCGAGGCGACUCCUGCAGGUUCUCGCACGGCGACGCCGGCGGCGGCGGCGGCGGCGGCGGGUCGUGGGGCGGCGGCGGCGGCGGCGGCGCGCCCUGCUACGCCUUCCAGAAGGGCGAGUGCACCAGAGGCGACUCUUGCAGGUUCUCGCACGAUCCGAACGCGCAAACGCCGCAGAGAUCGUCCGCGCCGUGCUACGCCUUCCAGAAGGGCGAGUGCUCCCGCGGCGACGCGUGCAGAUUUUCUCACGAUCCGAACGCGGUCUCCGGCGGCGGUUUCAAGGCGUCCGGGACGUGCUACGCGUUCCAGAAGGGCGAGUGCACGCGGGGCGACGCGUGCCGGUUCUCGCAUGAGUGA